Molecule: messenger RNA, 786 nt
Organism: Aspergillus novofumigatus IBT 16806
Lineage: Eukaryota; Fungi; Ascomycota; Eurotiomycetes; Eurotiales; Aspergillaceae
Exons: 4
Coding region: 1-786 (261 amino acids)
Source: RefSeq, a predicted model, not a curated record
AUGCGCUCCAUGGAAUUUAAAACCUUCUGGACCCUUCAACUUACUGUGUUGUCUGUUUCCAACAUUCGGUCUCGUGUGCGGCUUGCACCCCAUCUUGGGCAGCUUCUGGCACAGAUGAGGAAUUUUGGGUUGCGCUACGGCUUUCUGUCCACUUACCAGGGGACCAUGUGCGUCAAGCGAACAGCCGAUUUUGCCUUCCACGUCUCUCGACCUAUUCGAGCCCUGGACACCAAUUUGUCUGUCCGGCAGUGUUUUGCAGGGUUCUGUAUCCUUGCCGAACAGGCCCAUGACUACACCGAGGAUUCAGACUUCCAGGCGGAGCGACUUCGACGUCAGAAUGGUGUUCAAGCUUCUACCCGCCAGACUCCGCGCAGAACCCAUGUCGCUGAAGGCCAUGUCCCUAGUCUAGUGGGGAACAUUAUCCCGAAUUCAAUCAUUCUCAGCGAUCAGGGAGGGACGCUUACAAUCUUGAAUGUCUCCCGGAUGAUUCCGCAAUACCGUGGCCAGACAGACAGGGCUAUCUUCGAGAUUGACCGGGCAGGCAAGAAGUGCCUCCGGGUCCGCCGUCGGGCCGCCGUGUGGGCCGCGACGGCGCCUGCAGCGCGGGACUCGGAGGGGGUGGAAGGGUUUAUCGCCGAACUUGAGGCAAUCACCUCCUAUUUGGAGGAAAAUGAAGCCAUUCAUCUCAUGCGGUCUCUCACCGCAACGUGUUUCGCCUGCUUGGGGUCAUGUCGAACAUGGCCGGAGUGCCCGUACGCAGAGCAGCGACCCUAUGGACGGUCCUGA